Messenger RNA from Closterium sp. NIES-65, 942 nucleotides. The record is from the annotation of a GenBank genome assembly. NCBI's taxonomy places the organism in Eukaryota, Viridiplantae, Streptophyta, Zygnematophyceae, Desmidiales, Closteriaceae.
AUGGCUACCCCUAGUGUCCUCGCUUUUGACGCCGAGGGUCGAGCCAUUGACUUUGACGUCUGGGUAGAUGACCUGCAGCUGUUCUUACAGUGCGAUAGGGCAGACGGUCUCUCCCUCUUUGACCUCACCUCUGGUGCCUCUCAUGCUCCUGCUGCUGAUGCUGACGCCACUGUUCGCUCACAGUGGGCCACGCGCGAUGCUGCUGCACGUCUUGCUGUGCGUCGCCACCUCCCUACCUCUGAGCGUGCGCACUUUAGUCAGUACAAGAGUGCUCAGACCUUGUACAACGCUGUAGUUGCACGCUACUCCUCCCCUGCCACUGCUGCACUGAGCCGUCUCAUGCUACCGGGUGUUCCCCCUCCCCCCUUCUGCCCUCUGUUGCCUCUGCUGCUGCGGCCGACCUCCUUGGUCUUGAGUCGGUCGGUGCGGCGUCUGCCCCUAGCGGGAGACGCCGCUCUGGCAGGGGCAAGGGGGGCAGGGGCACUGGAGGAGCGAGCGGGGGCGGUGGAGGUGGAGGUGGAGGCGGCGGGGGGAGUGGGGGUGGCGGUGGGAGUGGAGGUGGGGGUGGAGGUGUCGGUGGCGGCAGUGGAGGCGGAGGCGGCGGCGGCGGUGGCGGUGGGAGCGGAGGUGGCGGAGGUGGUGGCGGUGGAGGAGGCGGUGGAGGCGGCGGUAGUAGCGGAGGCGGCGGAGGCGGCGGAGGCGGCGGGGGUGGCGGUGGAGCUGGUCGCGGGUCUACGCAGAGGAGUGGCUCCGGUGGUGGUCCGCGCCAGCAGCAGCAGCGCGGUCGUGAGACCUUGUCCCCUCAGCAGCUCCGUGAGUGGUAGACUGCACGCCAGCGGGGUGGGGGCUUUGGUCUGUGCACCUACGUCCUGCGCACCGGCGACCGUGCGGGUGAGCAGUGUGGGGGUGCGCACCCCACCCAGUGCUGCUUUGGCCGCCUGA